Molecule: messenger RNA, 1230 nt
Organism: Penicillium arizonense
Lineage: Eukaryota; Fungi; Ascomycota; Eurotiomycetes; Eurotiales; Aspergillaceae
Product: aromatic ring-hydroxylating oxygenase subunit alpha
Exons: 5
Coding region: 1-1230 (409 amino acids)
Molecular function (GO): iron ion binding; 2 iron, 2 sulfur cluster binding
Source: RefSeq, a predicted model, not a curated record
AUGAAUCGCCUAUUCUCCUUUGGCAAACAAGACGCUGCUUCUUCAAACAGCAGCACAGCAAGCGAAGCGGGGGAUCGAGCUCUUCCCGCACAGUGGUAUCGUUCGCCAGCCCUUUAUUCCCUUGAGCGGCGAGCAAUCUUCUCCAAGAAAUGGAUGGUCAUUACCCACGAGACACGCUUCCCCAAUUCGGGUGAUUACGUGCAGUAUACAGUCGCUGGGUAUAAUUUUUUCGUCAUCAAGGAUCGCAAAAACACCAUUCGGGCCUUUCAUAACGUUUGUCGGCAUCGAGCGUACCCUGUUAUGGAAUCCGAGUCCGGGACGGCAAGCAUCAUUGCUUGCAAAUAUCACGGGUGGUCUUACGGCCUGGAUGGUAAACUUGCGAAGGCGCCGAAAUAUCAAGACAUCGACGGGUUCGACAAAAGCACAAAUGGAUUGUUUCCCGUUCAUGUCCAUAUCGAUAAGCUGGGGUUUAUUUGGGUGAACUUGGAAGCUUCGAUGGAGCCUACCUUCUCAUGGGAGAAUGAUACUGGUGGUGUCGACCGGCAGCCACGCCUACAGCACUUCAAAAUGUCUGAAUAUCGGUUCGACCAUCAGUGGAGUAUGAUGGGCGAUUACAAUUGGAAAACACUCGCUGAUAACUAUAACGAAUGCUACCACUGUCCAACCGGUCAUCCAGGUGUCAAUUCCGUCUCAGACCUUUCAAGAUAUCAUGUUGAGGUGAACAGCGGAAUCAUCGAGCAUUACAACACGAACAAGGAAGAUACGACGGGAUUCGAUAUCAAUAGCUCUUUUUACUUCCCCAAUGCGUCUAUUACUAUCUCUCCAAUCUUUUUUUACAUGAUGAGAUGCAUACCUGUCUCAGAGUCUCAAACUCUCAUGGAGUAUGAAGUAUACCGGCAUAAAGACGCACCAGAAGCCGAAUUCACCGAGAUCAGUGAUUUUUUUAAGCAGGUCCUUCAUGAAGAUAAAGACCUUUGCAAUGCUGCGCAGAAAAACCUGAACACGGGCAUCUUUACCAACGGACAGCUGCAUCCUAAUGCAGAGAAGGGACCUUUAUACUUCCAAAAGCUAGUUCGAGACUUGGUCUUUAAGCAUCGGCAGGAGGAAGAAGAGGCUGGUCUGGAUAUUUGGCCAGCAACACCUCAGCAUGUCAAGACUGCAAAGGUCGAUGAAGAACUACAGUUCUGUCAGGGGCUCGACUGUGCAUUAGAUAAAUCUCUAGCAUGGUAG